Calidris pugnax (ruff) is the source of this 3923-nucleotide messenger RNA. It is a transcript of the gene TMEM67, whose product is annotated as transmembrane protein 67. Lineage: Eukaryota; Metazoa; Chordata; Aves; Charadriiformes; Scolopacidae. The record is from RefSeq and is a predicted model, not a curated record. The transcript is spliced from 28 exons. Gene Ontology annotation, biological process: cilium assembly. The coding region runs from base 44 to 2944 and encodes 966 amino acids. Gene Ontology annotation, cellular component: ciliary transition zone; MKS complex.
GCCAUGGCGCUGGGGCGCCGCUGCCGCCGCGCUGCUCCUGGCCAUGGCGGCGUUCCCGCCCGCCCGCGCCUUCUCCCUCCCGCUCCAGCGACCCGCCGACUGCGGCGCCGCCCGCUACUUCGACAUCUCCCGCCUGGCCUGCGGGCCCUGCGGGGCCCACCAGCGACAGAGCGCCGGCGGCAGUUCAUGUGUAUGUCAGCCAGGGUACAGGAUGGUUUCUAGUAAUGGUGGGUCCUCCAUUAUUUGUGAAAAAUGCCCAGAAAAUAUGAGUGGAGUUACUCAAGAUGGGUGGAAUUGUAUUACUUGCCCUAAAGGCCUAAAUUCAGAAGGAAAAUGUAAAUGCCUCCAUAAUGAAAUACUAGUGGAAAGAAGUAUCGAGGGCGUUUUGCUUAACGAAGCAUUAUGCCUACGUUGCAAUGGAAGUGAGCAAUCCUUCUCUGCUUCAGACUCGGCAGGAAAUAGGUGUGUAAGGUGUGAGCAAACAUUCAUCAAUGCAAGCAAGUCUUGUGACUGCAGCAGCCCAAACAUUUUAACUGGGGGAUUGUGUUUCAGUGCCAGCGACAAUUUACCACCAAAGGGAGUUGCAACUGUUCGUUUUGGACAGCUAGGUCUAACACUGACAUCAGCAUGGUUUCUGAAAAACCUGCAAUCUUCAGCCUCUGCCUGUUGGUUGUACUCCAAUCUAACAGCAUGCCAAGCUCUUGGAAAUAUGUGUGUCAUGAAUAUGAACUCGUUGAGUUCUUCAGUUACUGAUGCCUGUGGUUUAUUUCAGUAUAUUUAUGUCAACACAGCAAGGCUAGGCAUUGUUCAUUCAAUAGCCUACUGGAGACAUAAUCUUCCGUGGCUCUAUUAUGGUGAUCAACCAGGAUUAGCAUCCCAAGUGCUUGAGGCAAAUCAUUUCCCUACAAUCUUCAGUUUUAAAGGAACAGACAAGGACGUAAAGCUGCAAUUUAUUGCAGCCUCAUUUGAUGCAGCAGGAAACUUUCUUAAGUGGCAAAAUUUGGAAGGAGGCAUCUUACAGCUUUGUCCUGAUACCCAAACUAAAUUGAAUGCAGCUUAUGCAUUUGGAACCACUUACCAACAAAGUUGCGAAAUUCCAGUUUCCAAGAUUUUGCUGGAUUUUGCUAAUCCAAUCUUUUAUGACCUGUUCCUUGAAUAUAAUGGCAACAACGGACAACAGUAUCUUUGGGCCGUGCCGGUUUUAAACUUGAAUCUUCAAUACAGUGAAAUGUUUGUUAAUCAAGGCAGUAACAUGAACAACUGGCUUUUGACUCGUCGAUUUUUUUUGGUGGAUGCACUGAGUGGAAAAGAGAACGACUUGGGAAAACUACCAAGAGUGAUUCGGGUUGCUAGCAAAAUAACAAUAAGUAUUCGUCUGGUAUCCCACACUCAGAGAGGAAUGAUCUACCCUCCUCUACUUACUGUUGCUUACACAGAUGUGCUUGUCCAAAACCCUGACACCCAGAGUGUGAUGGUUUCCUUCUCGGUCAAUUAUGAGAUGAAUCAGUCGGAGGCGCAGAUUCAGACUGAUAUCACGCUGGGUGUGCUGGGUGGGCUCGCAGUGUUAUGGUCCCUUCUCAAGACUGCAGGCUGGAAGAGGCGCACGGGAAGCUCCAUCAUUGACUUGCAGACAGUUUUCAAGUUCUUACUGUUUUAUGCUGGAGACCUUGCCAACGUCUUCUUUAUCAUCACAGUGGGCACAGGAAUUUAUUGGCUUGUGUUUUUCAAAGCUCAGCAGUUUGUCUCUGUCUUUUUACCACUUCCCUCUCAAGAAGAAGAUUUUGUUACAUACGUAGCAUGUGCGUUUAGUUUAAAGGCUCUGCAAUUCUUACAGUUGCUGGUUUCCCAGCUUACUAUAGAUAUUUUCUUUAUUGACUGGGAGAGACCUAAGGGCAAAGUUCUUAAAGCAGUUGAAGGUGAAGGUGUUAUUAAAAGUGCUGCUGCACCCGUGAGCAUAUGGAGGACAUAUUUUAUAGCAAAUGAAUGGAAUGAAAUUCAGACAGUGAGAAAGAUAAAUCCCCUCUUUCAAGUGCUUGCAGUUCUUUUUUUUCUGGAGGUGGUGGGAUUUUCAAACCUGGCUUUAAUGGAUUCUUCUUCCAGUCUUUCAAGAAGCAGUGAGAGUUACAUAGCUCCUUGGAGCCGCAUUUUAAGAUUUGGUGUGUCUGCUGCACUCUGGCUUGCCAUUGCCUUCUUACAGAUAAUAUUUUUUUCUGUGGUUUAUGAAAGAUUUAUUGAAGAUAAGAUAAGCCAAUUUGUUGAUUUGUGUUGCAUGAGCAAUAUUUCAGUCUUUCUCUUGUCACACAGCUGCUUUGGUUAUUAUAUCCAUGGUCGCUCUGUGCAUGGACAUGCAGAUACCAAUAUGGAAGAAAUGAAUAUGAACCUAAAGAGAGAAGCAGAAAACCUGUGUAGUCAGAGAGGUUUGUUACCAAACACAGAUGGCCAGACAUUUCAGAUUUCCAUUUCAAGAAAAAUGCGACUACACUAUGACAGGAUUCAUGAAAGCCUAACGAGAAAACGUGGUCCUGCUAGGCUUUUGGACUCAUCUGCAAAUAUUUUUGAACAAAGCACAAGGGCGUACAACACCAUGAACAAAUUUCUCAGUUCUUUUAUUGAUCACGUUCAUAAAGAAAUGGAUUAUAUUGUUAAAGAUAAGCUGCUGCUUGAACGGAUUCUUGGCAUGGAGUUCAUGGAACCGAUAGAUAAAAGUAUUUUUUACAAUGAUGAGGGACAGUCCUUCAGUGAUGUUCUCUAUUAUGGCAAUGAGACAACACUGCUCAUCUUCGAUAUCCUGUUUUUCUCCAUUGUGGAUCUGGCUUCCCAAAGUUUUGUUUUAGCAGCUAUUCUAACAUAUUUGCAACAAGAGAUAUUUAGGUUUAUUCGUAAUACACUUGGGCAGAAGAAUUUGGCAUCCAAAACCUUGGUGGAUGAAAGAUUUCUCAUUUAAUUAAGAAGCUGAAAAACUUUGUUGAGGAGUUAAUCAUGGAAAUUAUGUCCAAGAUCAAAGCAUCUCUGACCUGCAGAUUAAUCACAGUGCACUUUUUGGUAAUAAUAAUGUAAUGGUUUUGAAAUGUAUCAUUUUUUAUAUCGUGUGCUAUUAAGCUUUAUUUUUGUAUAUUUACAAAUAUUUUUUUAAUUUGUGAACACUAAGCCAUAGGCCUUUACGAGGAAAGGUACAUGAAAAUGAGACAGAAAUAAACUUACUGUUGUUAUUAUUAGAAUAAGAUAAAAAUUAUUUAAUGGCUUUUGGUAAGAUAUGGACUGCUCCCUUUGAGGCAAUAAAUUGAGCAUUCUGGUUGGCAGCAGAGGCUAUCGACUCUUAAGUUUUCUGAAAAUUCCUGUAAUCAUUUUUCUUUAUUUUUAAAAUUUCUUUUGAGGUAUAAUAUUUAGCAAACGUGUGUCCAGUUUUACACAGCACGUGAUUUGUUAUGAAUUAAGUUAAUAUUUCAGGAGGGCUUUUGAAAGACCACUUAUUUACAGCAACUCCAACUUGAAUUGUUAACUUUUCUUUAUUGUGUCGUAGUAUUGUCUGCUUUUGUCUCUUCUCUUGGAGUUUAUCAUUGUUUUUCUUGGGUGUGGACCACGCAUGACAAAGUUUCCUUGUGUUUGAGGUACAGUAGUGUUACAGCCAUGCAGAAAAACAGGCUACUUAUGAUAGAGGAGCAGAGGAGAUGGUUACAGGUAUUUGGGGUUUGUUCCUGGUCUUCUAUCAUCUGAUGCAAGAUGCCCAGGGAAAGACAGUAACUCUUCCGUGCUGUUUCCACACAAUAUAAUAAUUGUUCAAGUGCCACUUAUUAAGUGUUACAGGAGAUUACGAAUGGCCUUCUAAACACCUGAAAAGUGAGGUGUCUACCUCCCAUUUGUAUCUCUGAAAAGUGUCCAUACCUUUUUAAAAUUAUGUUUUUCAAUAAAUGGUUAAACAUGAA